Vicia villosa (hairy vetch) is the source of this 849-nucleotide messenger RNA. RefSeq lists its product as uncharacterized. Lineage: Eukaryota; Viridiplantae; Streptophyta; Magnoliopsida; Fabales; Fabaceae. The record is from RefSeq and is a predicted model, not a curated record. Bases 162 to 734 code for a protein of 190 amino acids. The transcript has a single exon.
UCCAAUAUUCAUUUUUUAUUUCCUUCUUUUUCCUGUCCUCCAACUAUAAAUAACCUCAUCACCCUCCUUCCUCAUGUCCUCAAAUCAAAUUCAUCUCUUCAUAUCUCACUAUCACUCUCAAUAUAUCUUUCUCAAAACCACUCUCUUUCAAAUAUAUAGAAAUGGAAAACAAUCUACAAGUAAUAUCAAAGAGAGUGUGGAAAAUGGUACGUGUUGUCUUCUUCAUGUUGAGAAAAGGAAUAUCAAAAGGCAAACUAAUGAUGAACCUAAACAUGAUGUUCAAGCGCCGCAGCAAGCUGGCCGGAAAAGUUAUUGCCAAUCUAAUGUCCCACCAUCACCACCACGGCGGCUCCACCUCAAACCGCCACUCCCACAACUCACACCAGCAAUUCACUCUCUCAAGGGAGUACGAAUUCAGCUGUAGCAACACUCCCAACAAUUUCUUCUCAAACGGGAACCGUCACCAUGUCCACAACCAUAAAUACAAUGCUCAAGCGCCACUUGCAGAUGACGAUGAGGUGAAGACUAUGAAUGCUAUGAAGGCGGUGUUUGAGAUGCUUAACAAUGAUAAAACAACUGUAGAAGCAUCUCAUGCACAGUCUGGAUCUGAGCGACAGAAGCUGAGUGACUCACCAUUCCCUUUAAGAGAUGAUGAUGAGAAGGAGAAACAAGUUGAUAAGGCUGCAGAAGAUUUCAUAAAAAGGUUUUAUAGCCAGUUGUGGAAGCAAGAUUGAUUGAUUAAAUAAUUCAACUUACUCCUUGUUUAGUUAAUAUUUAGUAAUUGUCAAUGAUAAGUAACCAUAUUUUCUUUCUGGUUAUUUUCAUGUUAUAUAAUCCAGAGUUAUAUUU